GACUGAGCGGAAAGGAAGCGUAGAGUCACACGUGUUUACUACAGGGUACGGUCAUGUCUGAGCAUAGUGCCGUUGUAUAUUGAACACAGACCUAUUUUUAAUACAAGCCAAUCGUAGAAAACAUGGCUCAAAGAAAAAAGAAGUUGACGAAGAGAAAAGGCCGCCCCGGCAGAAGGGAGCCCGAGGCGGACUCGGACAGCGGAGGAGAUGUUGGACUUGUUACCGAUAACCGAGGCGACGAGGAGGAGAACUCAUGCAGAAAGUUGCCUCAUUUCCCGGCGGCCACAGACGGCUGCACCUCGGACGUGGAGCCAGACACCAGACAGCUGGUCCGGUGCCAGAACAAGAAGAAGAAGAAGUCCGGAGGGUUCCAAUCCAUGGGUCUCAGUUAUCCCGUCUAUAAAGGGGUCAUGAAGAAAGGGUACAAAGUCCCUACUCCAAUCCAACGAAAGACGGUCCCAGUCAUACUGGAUGGUAAAGAUAUCGUGGCCAUGGCCCGGACAGGUAGUGGUAAAACAGCCGCCUUCUUGAUCCCCAUGUUUGAGAAGCUGAAGGGCCCCAACGCCCAAACAGGGGCCCGGGCCCUCAUCCUGACCCCCACCAGAGAGCUGGCCCUUCAGACCAUGAAGUUCACCAAAGAGCUUGGGAGAUUCACCGGUCUCAAGACCGCACUGAUCCUCGGUGGAGAUGGCAUGGACGAUCAGUUUGCAGCUCUUCACGAGAACCCUGACAUAAUCAUCGGCACCCCCGGGCGUCUCAUGCACGUCAUCCAGCAGAUGAACCUGAAGCUGCAGAGUGUUGAGUACGUGGUGUUCGACGAGGCAGACAGGCUGUUUGAGAUGGGCUUUGCAGAGCAGCUGACGGAGAUCAUCCGGAGACUUCCAGACAACAGGCAGAGCCUGCUGUUCUCCGCCACGCUGCCCAAGCUGCUGGUGGAGUUCGCCAGAGCCGGUCUGACGGAGCCAGUGUUGAUCCGUUUAGAUGUGGACACCAAGCUGAGCGAUCAGCUCAAGUUGAACUUCUUCCAUCUCCGCCUGGACGACAAGCCUGCUCUCCUGCUCCACCUGCUGAGACACGUGGUGAAGCCCCAGGAGCAGACGGUGGUGUUUGUGGCCACCAAGCACCACGUAGAGUACGUGAAGCAGCUCCUCACCUUGGAGGGGGUGGAGUGUGCGUACAUCUACAGUGCUCUGGACCAGACCGCCAGGAAGAUCAACAUCGGCAAAUUUGUCCACCGGAAGGCCAUGGUGCUGAUCGUGACGGACGUGGCGGCGCGUGGUAUCGACAUCCCCCUGCUGGACAACGUCAUCAACUACAACUUUCCCUCUAAGGCCAAGCUGUUCCUGCACAGAGUCGGUCGUGUGGCGCGUGCGGGGCGCAGCGGUGUGUCCUACAGCCUGGUUUGUCCAGACGAGAUCCCCUUCGUCUACGACCUCCACCUCUUCCUGGGAAGACCUCUACAGCUUGCUACGCCCCAACAUCCGCCAGAUGCGGACGGUGUGUUUGGCCGGGUGCCCCAGUGCAUCCUAGACGAUGAGGGCGCCCAGCUGUUGGCCGUCCACGAGAACUCGCUGGAUCUCAGCCAAAUCCACCACAUCUCAGAGAACGCCUACAAGCAGUACCUAAAGUCCCGGCCCAGUCCCUCGCCGGAGUCCAUCAAGAGGGUCAAGAACACGGACCUGUCUACCCUGGCGGUCCACCCUCUGCUAGGGGCGGGGAUGGACAAGAUGGAGCUGGAACGGCUUCACAUCGUGGACGCCAUCAAGGGCUACAAAUCCAAAUCGACCAUCUUCGAGAUCAACUCCAACAGCAAGACGGUGGCGUGCAAGGUGAUGCAGCGGAAGCGCUCCCGGGACACCCGGCUGGUGGAGAAGUACAGCAAGAAGCGGGAGGACCAGGUGACGGAGAGCCGGCUGCUCCACGCCCAUCUCCCCGUCAUCCCGAGCAACCAGACCGUCGCGGAGACGCUGGGGGUGGAGGGCAGCGAGGAGGAGGAGGAGCUUUUACAGGGGGUGUUCUCAGAGGUGGUGGGAGGGAAGCGUAGACGACCAGCGCAGGAGAACGAGGAGACAGAGAAGUCAACGCUGAAGAGGAGCAAAGCGGGCGGCAAAGAUGAAGAGUUCUACAUCCCUUACAGACCCAAAGACUUUGACUCUGAGAGAGGGUUGAGCCUGGGCUCGGAGGGCACUAUGUUUGACCAGCAGGCCACCUCCGCUGUCCUGGACAUGAUGGGAGACGAGGGAAGGGCUCUGAACCAGCAUAAACGAAUCAUGAAAUGGGACCGCAAGAAGAAGCGCUUUGUCACAGACACGGGAAAAGAGGACCAGAAGAAGAGGGUCCGCCUGGAGACCGGCCAGGUGGUCAGUGCCAAGAACAAGAAGAACUUCUAUGAAGAGUGGAAGAAGAAGUACAAGGUUGACGAUGGUGACUUUGACGGAGAAGGAGGAGGAGGAGGAGGCAGAGGCAGAGGAGGAAGAGGAAGAGGAAGGGGUUUCGGAGGAGGACGUGGCCGAGGGCGUGGCGGUCGAGGCGCGCCGUCCAGGAGUCCCGGGGGGCCCCAGCCGGGGGGCCAGCGGGUCCGCUCGGAGUUGAAGAGCAGUGAUGAGAUCCUGAAGACGCGCCGGAAGCAGCAGAAGCAGCAGUUCCUGCAGAGCGGGGGCCUCAAGAGGGGGCGACAGGGCUCCGGCGGGGGAGGGCACUCGGGGAGCUUCGGGGGGAGGGGCCACUCAGGGGGUGGGGGCUUCGGGGGGCGGGGAGGAAGAGGCAACAAGAGGGGAGGGAGGAGGAUGUGAAGUAGAGGGGGCAAACAGGGAGAUGGAGGAAAGCUAUUUUAUAAAGUGUAGGGGUUGGAGCUCGGGUCCGCUGAGCCUGAUGGCUCUUGGUGUCCUAAGACCCCCUGCGGAGAUGUCACGGGCUCUGUCUUGGGACAUUUCCUUAGCUUGGAGCAGGAAAGUCCCUUUCCUUUGUUGUCAUGGUGCGUGAGAAAAGGACUGUACUUACCACAUCUGCAUAAUAUGUGUGUUCAUAUUUGCAUCAUGAUUGUAUGAAUAAUUAUUAAAUGGUGAACUGUUAA
This is a messenger RNA of Gadus macrocephalus (Pacific cod), 3073 nucleotides long. It is a transcript of the gene ddx54, whose product is annotated as DEAD (Asp-Glu-Ala-Asp) box polypeptide 54. The record is from RefSeq and is a predicted model, not a curated record. The coding region runs from base 123 to 2792 and encodes 889 amino acids. NCBI's taxonomy places the organism in Eukaryota, Metazoa, Chordata, Actinopteri, Gadiformes, Gadidae. Gene Ontology annotation, cellular component: nucleus. The transcript is spliced from 20 exons. Gene Ontology annotation, molecular function: RNA helicase activity; ATP binding; RNA binding.